AUGAAAGAAAAGUUCAUGAUACGAAUUCCUUAACAAUUACUUGUGAAUGUUUUGGUUGAAAUAAUGAGUUGAUUUAUUAUUGUUAUUCCUAAUUGUAAACCUUAUUGUUAAGAAUUUUCAGGUUAAAAUACAUGUUAAACAUGGAACAGCACAUACUAUUAAAAUAUCGUAAGAUUUUUUUAAGAAGAAUGUUUAAGUAAUCAAUAUUUUGAUAUACCUUUAGAUGUUUCAAUGUAAGCCUGGGUAUCAUGAUUUUUUGAAUUUUUGUCAAGGUAUUCAUUUUAAUUAUAAUUUUAGAUUGUCCAACUGCUGUAGAUAUAUCUUUCAUUUAAUGUUAUAAAUAUUGUAAUAAUAAUUAAAUAUAGCACAAUAUUGCUUGGGAUAUUUAUGAUUUUGGAUUUCAAUUAAUAGCUGGAGUAUGCUAACCUAUUUGUGGAGAUUUAGAAAAAAAAGGACAUGAUAAUAGUACUAAUUUAGAUGAUUUAUGUUAUAACUGUUAAUUUCAAGGCCCAUUUAUUGUUUAAAUCGUGAUUAAACAACUACUUUACCUUGUCCAUAUAUUUGUACAGAUCGACUAAUUAGAGGAAUUGAAGAAUGUGAGGAUGGAAACACUAUUUAAUAUAAUAGAUGCAUUAAUUGUAAAUUUUAAUGUUAACUUUAAUGCACAAAAUGUGUUAAAAUAAGCGUACGAAGCAUAUUAAUUUGAAUUGGAUUCAAAACUACAUUAUCGAUCAUUAUAUGUAUGCACAUUAUUUAUGAUACCAAUAUCAUUAUUUUUUUUAUUUUCAACACAAUUGAUGUCCCUUAUUAAUACGUAUGAUUCAAUUUAACAACAAUUAGUUUUAUAUCAGGAAAGUUUAAUCAAUAUAUGGUUGCAGCGGUAUAUUUAGAUGCUAUUUUUCACUAAGGCACUAAUUAGUGCUUGUGUUUUAUGGCGAAUUUAGCAUCAUUUAUUUAUUAAUUUUCGCUAUGGUAUUUCUAUAGUAUCUACUUCAUUUGUUGGAUAUGAUAUGGGAAGAAAAAUAUAAUAAUGGCCAAAAAAUACACCAAAGCAACUUUUUGAUUGUUAUGAUAUUCUUAGUAAUUAUUCUCUAUUUUUGGAAAUUUUGAUCGAAAAAGUGAGUCAUGAAGAAAUUGUUCUUAAUGAGAUAGAGAAUUUACUGUAUAUUCUAGUGUUUUUCAUUUUGAUAGAUGGUAAAAAAAAUAACAAUUAAUAUUAUAGGAUUGUAAGCAUUUAUUUCUGGUUUGGUCAGAGCAGUUGGUUGA
Molecule: messenger RNA, 1266 nt
Organism: Paramecium sonneborni
Lineage: Eukaryota; Ciliophora; Oligohymenophorea; Peniculida; Parameciidae
Source: the annotation of a GenBank genome assembly